Molecule: messenger RNA, 1866 nt
Organism: Octopus bimaculoides (California two-spot octopus)
Lineage: Eukaryota; Metazoa; Mollusca; Cephalopoda; Octopoda; Octopodidae
Product: transforming growth factor-beta-induced protein ig-h3
Biological process (GO): extracellular matrix organization; cell adhesion
Cellular component (GO): extracellular matrix
Molecular function (GO): cell adhesion molecule binding
Source: RefSeq, a predicted model, not a curated record
UUUGUUCACUCAAAUAUAUUCAACUACUUUAUGAGGCGUGGAUAUGAUGCUGUUGUACGUCUGUAACUGUAUUAUAUAAAACUAUUAUAUAAUACCCGUGUACAUACUAGUAUAUAGUACCAGUGUAUGUAUAUAAUAUUAUAACUAAUGCAUGUAUGUGAUAUAUAUAUAAGUAUUUAAAUAUACUCUAUUUUGCUGUGAAAACUUUGUGUUGAUCUUAGGUACUCCAUGGUAACAACUUUAUUUAUUGUGUGUGAGUAAAACUUAUAUAAUGCAUUGUACAAUCUGUUUGGUCCUGCUGCUGACCACAGUCACCAGCAAUGUCCUUACAUUGGAACCAGUUAUAGAUUACUCAAAACUGGACAAUAUGCUGGACAAUUUCUGCAGGGAACUCAAAAGUUUUGCGUACAAUACCUUUAACAUAAGUAGGCUGUCAGAGACACAACACAGUCACAACACCAGUGAGAGGGCAUAUGACAUUGUGCUCAGACUAAAUGCAACAUUGUUUUUGAAGUUGUUGAAGAAAGCAAACCUUGACAGCAUACUGAGGAACCCUUAUUCCAAAUUCACAAUAUUUGCUCCAACUAAUGAAAGCUUAGAGAAACUACCUGACAAGAUAAAAAGAAAUUCCACACUUAUGAAUUCUAUCCUCAGGUUCCAUUUAGUGUCUGAUUAUCGAAUGACAUCUAGUUUCCUUAACAACAACUUCAUAAAGACCAUUGCCAAAUAUGGUGUUCAUCCUAAGCGACGCUCUCUAUAUAUCCGUACCAACAUCUACAACAGAUUAGUUUCAAAAAUCAUUACUGCAUCAGGAUCAAAAAUUCUCAAUAAAGAUAACACAAAUGGAUUGUCUGUGGUUCAUUUAAUUGAUGGUUUAAUGUUUCCUCUCCCCAUGGAAAAUGCUUAUGGUGAGAUAUUACGGCAACCAAAAUUCAGCAUUUUGCGGCGUCUUGUAUUGAAAUCUUAUUUACUUGUCCGAGUUCUGUCUGAAACUAAACAAAACUUGACCAUCUUUGCACCAACAAAUGAAGCUUUUUACAAUUUACCAGCUGGAACUUUGGAGAAGUUGGAAAACAAUGUUCCUUUAUUAACCCAGAUACUUAUCAAGACCUUUAUAUCUAACAUAUAUUACGAGGCCGGCUUUAUGGAUGGUAUGAAUUUAAUUGGAAUAGCCCAAAACAUCAUACAUCUAACAUUUCAUCAGCAUGAUUUCAUUAUAAGCGAUGGUGAAACUGAAGCAAAGGUCUCUGGGACUGAUUUUUCUGUCCUCAAUGGAGUUAUACACAGCAUCAACAAUAUCUUGUUUAAACAAGACAAUAUAGGCGAAAAAAUUAUUGGAUGAAAUAAUUUUGUCGUUAUAACUAUUGCUGCUGCUGCUACUACUACUACUAGUAGUAAUAUUAUUAUCAUUAUUAUUGUUGUUAUUAUUGUUGUUGGUCUCACUUAUUCUCUCUGCAAGGUUCACUAUAAAUAAUAAAAAAAUCAUUGGCAAUGCUCUAGCAUAGCAGUAUGGUUAAGAAGGUUGCUUCCCAACAAAAUGACCUUUGAUUCAGUACCGCACUUCGGGCAAAUGACUUUAUUACAGCCACAGACCAAACAAAGCCCUCUGUGUUGACUUGAUAAACAAGAACUGAAAAAAGCCCAUCAUCUAUAUAUAUAUAAAUAUAAUCCUGUGUAUCUCUGUCUGUUCCCAAUGCAUUCUCAAACAGCUCAACCAAAUCAAAUCAAAUUUUACAUUGUAAUAUUAUGAGACCCCAGGAGUGUCAACAUGUAAAAUUUUUUUUAUUAAAGCAAUGCAACAUUGGCACUGGUUCCAUAUUAUGUCUCAAAACUCAAAGAAAUAAAAUGAAAUCUUCGACAGAGUAA